AUGGAAAUCGAGGGAGGCACGAUGGAUCUGGCCGGAGAGUGGACGCUGCGGUAUCAACCACAACAGCUGGCAGGCGAGAAACGCGAGCAGCACCUCAAACAGCAAUACCUCAACCGGCAUCCUGCUCCUUCUCCCGAUCUCUUGGCCAAGCUGCAAGAGGGCGUCAAGAUCAGUGUACCGUGCGAUGUCCACACAGGGCUCAUGCAAGCGGGUUUGCUUGGUGACUUGUACGCUGGGCGAGGCGAAGAGGACUACCGCUGGAUGGUGCACGGCCGUUGGAUCUUCGCCCGCACCUUUGUCAUUCCCCCAGACUACCUCAAGACGCACUCUCGGGUGAAGGUGAACGGCCGCGAAGUGGGCACAACUGAGAACAUGUUUCGGCAGUACGUGUUUACGCUCCAUCAGCGUUCGACGCACAGCGGCAGCAACUCGCAGACGACCGCCGCAGUCCCGGUCAGCUCGAUGUCCGGCUCGGGCUCGGCCGUGCCGGUGGUCACCAGCGGCAUGGGGUCCUCGUCAUCGGUGCAGACGCGGGCCAAGCCAAUCCUGGUGGAGGGCGACAACGAAAUCGAGAUUGAAUUCUCGUCCGCUGUGGACUACUGCCAGGAGCAGGCCAGCACUUCGCCCUACCCAAUGGAGUACACCUACGGCGAAAAGAACAGAGGAUGGAUCCGAAAGAGAGGUUGCGACUUUGGAUGGGACUGGGGACCGUGUUUCGUGCCCUGCGGCAUCCAGCGACCGAUCCGGCUUGUGGCCUUCUCCGAGUUCUCAGAAAUCAGCACGCUCACGUGUCAUCAAGUGCACAACCUCAAGAAGCACUUCGUCACGCUGCAUCUCUCCCUACUGUUGACCGCUGUAAAUAAGAUGAAUGCCGUGUUCUCGCUUGAGCUCAAGCUCAAGGACGAGUUUGCCAGUUUAUCGUCUGUCCCCAUCAAGAGCGCACUGGAGGCAGGGGAGAACCGGGUCAAGUUCCAAAUGGAGGUCAGCAAACCGGCACUCUGGUGGCCCCGUGGCUAUGGCGACCAGCCACUUUACGAGUUGUCGCUUACGGUCAGAGGCGAGUCGGAGGAACGACGACUGUGCGUGGACCUGGGCCUGCGACAAGCCCGACUCGUGACCAAGCCAGAUGACGUCGGCGAGUCCUUUUACCUCGAAAUCAAUGGAACGCCCGUCUUUGCCAAGGGAGCCAACUGGAUACCUCCGGAUUGUUUCGAUGGGAGAGUGCUCGAUGAGCGUCUCAAAGGACUGUUGGAGAGCGCAGCCGCAGCCAACAUGAAUUGCAUUCGUGUGUGGGGUGGCGGCAUGUAUGAGCGGCACUACUUUUAUGAGCUGUGCGACAAGUUGGGUCUGAUGGUUCUGCACGAUUUCAUGUUUGCGUGCUCCCUGUACCCGACCACGAAAGCCUUCCUACAAAAUGUGGAGAAGGAAGUGCAGUACCAGCUGCGGCGAUUGAGCCGACAUUGCAGCAUUGUGCUGUGGUAUGGCAACAACGAAAACGAAGAGGCGCUCGACUUCUGGGAGGAGUCACGGAGCAACAGGGAUUUGUACGUGUGCGACUAUUUCAAGCUGUACUACGACACCGUACACGCCACCUACGCGCUGGAGGACCCGCACGGCACUAUUCCCUUCUGGCCUUCCUCUCCCUCCAACGGAAUGCACAAGUGGGGCAAGGCCGGAGACCACAGCAAAGGUGAUUCGCACUAUUGGGCGGUGUGGCAUAGCAAUAAGCCGUUUUCAGAGUACCUCAAGGUGUGCCCCCGCUUUUGCUCCGAGUUCGGGUUCCAAUCGUUUCCGUCGGUGCCCACCCUACGACAAGUGAUCGCCGAUCCCGAUGAGGACUUCAACACUGAGCGCGAUCCUGUACAGGUGACCAGCGCUGCGAUGGAGUUCAGACAACGAAGUCCGGCAAUGGGAAAUAAAGCAAUACUCGAGCACAUCUGCCGGCAGUUCAAAAUGCCCAACUCAUUCGAGAACUUUGUAUACGUGAGCCAAGUGCUGCAGGCCCUCUCCAUCAAGACCGCGUCGGAACACUGGCGCCGGUGUAAGCCUACAUGCAUGGGCGUGGUUUAUUGGCAACUCAACGACAUCUGGCAAGGGCCGAGUUGGUCGUCCAUCGAGUACGACGGGCGAUGGAAGGUGCUGCAGUACUAUGCACGCCACUUCUUCGCGCCGCUGCUCGUGUCAUCGUUGGAGACGACCGAUGGCGAGGUCGAAGUCUGGGUAACGAGCGACCUUGCGUCGACUCUCGCCCUCACGCUUACCGUCCAGCUGUGGACGUGGCAUGGCAAGCAAAUCGGUCAAUGGCACGAGAGCCUCAAGGCCGAGCCCCAUUGCAGCAAGGCCGUCUGGAAGCGAAAGGUCAAAGACCUCCUCAAAACGAACUCGCUGUACGAGGAGGAGAAGGAGCGCGCCAAGUCUUUCCUGCUGCUCUCGCUGUCUUCCUCGGAGAGUGGCACGUCGGAGACCGCGGCGGCCACCGAGGAGCGAAGUCUCAAGUGGCAGAGCCAGAACGUCCACUUCCUGUCUGCGUUCAAACACGUCGGGCUGCUUCCCGCUCGGCUCUCGCUCCGGCCUGAGCAGCCGAAGCCCGUGGUCGCCAAGACCUUGCGCCAGGUGUCCAAGGGCAAGGAAGCGGGCUCCGUAAACGAGCUGGAGGAAGAGAUAGCCUCGUCUGCCGCUGAGGCCGACGUUAACGAUCUCAGCAAGGUACCGGUCGAUGCGGAGAAGAAGGAAGACGAGCAGCAAGGAGACGGUGAGAACGAAAGCGGCGACGCCGAAGACGACGAGGGGUCGGGCCACCGGCAGCAAGAUGCGAUCCGACUCGAGGUGGUGAACGAGAGCGACGAGGCGGUGGUGCCGUUCGUAUUCCUCGAGUCGGCGGCGAUGAAGGGUCGAUUCAGCGACAACGGGUUCCUGCUUCUGCCCCGAUCGACGCGCCGGGUGCGGUUCUACCCGCAGGCGCCCCAACCGGGUGCGCUCGUGCGGAAGAGGAGCGGCAACAGCAGCAGCAGCAACGAGAGCGCCCUCGCCAAGGAGCGGCUGGAGGAGGAGCAACGCAAGCGAGCCGCCGCCUUCCUUGCUCAAUGCAGCGUCACCUCCCUCCGCGACGCCUACGCCAGUCGGUCCUCGCGCGAUUUGUGUGGCCCUCAGCACGUGGCCAAGGAACAGUAA
Molecule: messenger RNA, 3171 nt
Organism: Acanthamoeba castellanii str. Neff
Lineage: Eukaryota; Discosea; Longamoebia; Acanthamoebidae
Product: betamannosidase
Exons: 21
Coding region: 1-3171 (1056 amino acids)
Biological process (GO): carbohydrate metabolic process; glycoprotein catabolic process
Molecular function (GO): beta-mannosidase activity
Source: RefSeq, a predicted model, not a curated record